Molecule: messenger RNA, 1628 nt
Organism: Hyla sarda
Lineage: Eukaryota; Metazoa; Chordata; Amphibia; Anura; Hylidae
Exons: 15
Coding region: 159-893 (244 amino acids)
Biological process (GO): signal transduction
Cellular component (GO): membrane
Source: RefSeq, a predicted model, not a curated record
CUCUCUGCACAUCAUCUGGCGUACAACACAGCAAGCAACGCUCCUACGCAGUACCCUAAAUAUUGGGCGCCCCCAGCCAGUGACCUCCAACCCAAAACCAAGACAUCUCCUCGCAUACUAGAAAAAGGCACGAAGAUCUACAGCUAAGGGCGGUCGUGAUGGACGCAUUAACUGCCAUGUACUACGUUGCAUUCGUCCUCCCUAUAAUUCUCAUCACUGCUCUGUGUAUCAGUUGCCGCAGGAAGAUACCAAUUCACAUACCGGAGACAGGAUGCUACGAUGAUAAGCCUCAGUAUACUCGACCUUCGACUUCAACUCAAACUUUUUGUCUCAUCAAAAAUAACCAAUCUCUACCUCGAUCAUCCUCCUCUCCGGCCCCCAUGUGCCACCAGGUUGGCCUGCUCAGUAUCCCGAAGUCCCCGGUCUGCGAGAGCCGUAGAAGUUCAGUGGGAAGAGAAAACAAUGCUUAUCCUGAAGCUUGUGACCCCAUACCAUAUUCACCAUGUGCCCCCAUCUUGAAACGUAUGAGUGUGAAUGAUGAGGACUAUGAUGAUGAAGGAGAAGACAAAGCCCGUGGAUACAUUGUGGUACUACCAGAUGAUGGGACCACUACGCUUGGACCAGAGGUGGUAGUAACAUUCGAAGGGGAUAACAGAGCCAGCCUCUCCUCUGUUGGCACUGACGAAAAUUACGUAAAUGUGGGCGAUUCUGAUGAUGCCAAGGCAUCUUCAACUGAUGGAAAUUACGUUAACAUCGGCGAUGCCAGUGAUACAACAGGUGGGAGUCUGGAGUACGUCAAUGUAGAAGAGGCCAAAACUCACCCCAGCUCCAUUAACCAGGAGAGUGAAGAUGACGAUCUGCAUGAAUAUGAAAAUGUGGAGAAAGGGCCUUAAGGUUAGGACUCCACACCGAAGGAUGGGCCUUUAUUAGACUUCAGAUGACCAACAUCCAAUAUUUUCUGGCUGGGCCAAAGAGAAAACCUUUUUGAGGAACCAUCAUUUAGCCCGGUUCUCCUCACAGGGUUGACCACCUCUUGCCCUUGCUGGACUAUUUCUGAAUGAGAAACUAUGUCAGCCUUCAUUUUAACCAAGAACUGAUCUGAAGAUGGACCAGAACCACUCACCGGCCCCUUCUCAUCAUGUCUCUGAAGGCCACUUUGACAGCCGUCACGCCCCCUCCCAUAGACUUGCAUUGAGGGGGUGGGGUGUGACAUCAUGAGGGGGUGGGGCUAUGACGUCACGAGCUCCCAGCACCGGCUCCGGCAUUCGGAACAGUUUGUUCCAGACACUGAGAAGCGGAGUACCUCUUUAAGUACUGGAUGGUCCAGAUCCAAAAACUGCUCCCUGGAUGAAGGUCUUUUGUGCUGUAAAACUACAACUAUUACCGUGACAUCUGUGUUGGUGGGAUCAAUGAUUUAUAGGUGUAAAGUAGUGGUCCCCAACCACUGGCUCUCCAAAUGCUAUAAAUCUACGACUGCGGGCUAUCGGGGUAUGCUAGGAGUUGUAGUUUAGCAACAGCCAGAGAGCCACAGGUUGAAGACCACUAACUUAAAGGGGUACUCCACUGGAAAACUUAUUUAUUUUUUAUUUAUUUUUAAAUCAACUGGUGCCAGAAAGUUAAACAAAUUU